AUGCAGGUGACAUUUAGUUCCCUGUUGGUUUGGAUAACAAUUUUAUCUAGUUCCUACUGGUACCACAGCCCCAAGAUGAAAGAAUUGGUGCAGUUCCGUGAUGCCAUCAUUGAUUCCUGUGUCCUUUAUGCCAACGACCUGGAAUCCUGUAUGUAUAAUUUGCAACGUCAGCUGUUCAAUAAAAAGAAAGCAAGAUCACACCUGUCUUUCAAUAAACUGUCACGUUCUUAUCACAACAGGUCCAUCCAAUGCUCAUAUUUCUACAAGGGACAUAACUCUUCCCACUCACUUCCUUUCAUUUAUUCUAAAUCAUCUCACCAAUCUAUGACUGACACUUCUAAAAGAUAUCUUACCGAGGAAAAAGCCUUUCUAAUUGCUGGUAAUUAUGAAAAACUAUCCAAACAGCAGUUGGACAGCAAUGAGUUGAUCCAGUCAUUGUCUGCUCGCAUCGAGGACUAUGAGACAGAAUUACGUGCCAUGAAGACAUACAUGGAGAUUCUUCACAAGUCAUUGGAUUAUGCUAUUGGCAACAUGACUCAGCAGAGUGGGAACCUGGACAAAUUAGCUGUAAAAGACUCUUCAAUUGAAGCUCAGAUGAGGUUCAUUCAGGAUGCUGUUAAGAUGAGCCAGCUUCAUUUGCGACAUAGUAUUCACAUGCAAAAGAACUCAUCAGAAUGGUUAAAAGCCUCACUGAAUAAUCUUACACAUUCUGAGCAGAAGAUUAUUGAUUUAUACCAACAUUUGUUCCAACUGCAAAUCAAAGAAGAACAGUCAAGAACAGAGCCUUUCAAUUUUGAUGAAUUCAAACUGCUGUUUUAUUUGUUGGCUUUAGGAGAAUUGCUGUUAUUUUUUCUUUUGGUAUGCAUGUUCUGUCGAAGGUCAAAUGUUGCUGACAUCAAUGACAAUAUUAAAACAACAUUCACAUUGUCUCCUCGAAAUGGUUUUGAAUGCAAACCAAAUCAGAUAUCAUCAGAGACCAUUUUAGAUGAGAUUCGUCAGAGGCAAUUAGGUGACUUUGUGUGUUCUUUGUCAUUCACCAAUCGUAACCAACUCCACCAAGAACUCACAGCCCAAAUACAGAGAGAAAUUCCUGAUUUACAGGUGGAAUAUUUCCGAGUGGAGUACCUCAAUGACAUCCCAUCUUUACCAUGGGCAAAAACAUUUUUGAUAUUUUUUGACUUGAAACAGAAGAAUGGUAUUGAUCCCAUUAAGGGUACAGAUGAUAUUAAACUGAUCGUUGUAAAGGCUGUGCAAAGAAUGGGAGCGGACAUUUUCAUGAUUUUUACUGGGGAUGAGAAUUCCUGCCAACUGCAGAACAGUGAAGCUUUAUAUCAUCGAAGUUUAAAAUUCCUGAAGACAUAUCAUGACAUUGCUCGUCUCAUGUCCUGUAAACGGGUCAUCAGUCUCAAAGAUUCACUUUUCCAACACCAACUCGAUCACAUCACAAAUGCUAUCAGUGUCUGGCAUGAAAGCUUGUACUAA
Acanthosepion pharaonis is the source of this 1482-nucleotide messenger RNA. NCBI's taxonomy places the organism in Eukaryota, Metazoa, Mollusca, Cephalopoda, Sepiida, Sepiidae. The record is from the annotation of a GenBank genome assembly.